UGGGAAAUUUUCAAAGCCAGUCGAGAACUUUAUAACGCCAAGAUUCUGUACUGCUCACGUUGAUUUGGAAAAUUGAGUUAAUUUUAAAAUCUUUGAAAAGCAAGUUCUUCUUUUGAAGAAUGAGUACCCAUAGUGUCUAAAAAAGAUAACACUUGGUGGUGACAGCCGUGAGAAAGAUGGUGGCUCUGACUAAAGACGAGGCUGAUGAUCUCCCCGACAAGAAUAUAGCCAAAGAUUUUUAUGCCAAGUAUGAACCUAGAGAGGUUCUUGGAAGGGGAGUUAGCAGUACAGUAAGGCGAUGUAUAGAAAAGGAAUCCGGGAAGGAGUAUGCAGCCAAAAUCAUCGACAUCAGUGGAGAUGCUGAAGAUUUUCAGGGUUUAUCAGUGAGAGAUGCCACUUUGCGAGAGAUUGAGGUUCUAAAGCUAGUUGCAGGUCAUUCGUACAUCA
Messenger RNA from Limulus polyphemus (Atlantic horseshoe crab), 447 nucleotides. RefSeq names its product phosphorylase b kinase gamma catalytic chain, skeletal muscle/heart isoform-like. NCBI's taxonomy places the organism in Eukaryota, Metazoa, Arthropoda, Merostomata, Xiphosura, Limulidae. The transcript has 3 exons. The annotation marks the transcript as partial. The record is from RefSeq and is a predicted model, not a curated record. Gene Ontology annotation, molecular function: ATP binding; protein kinase activity. Gene Ontology annotation, biological process: protein phosphorylation.